Messenger RNA from Tarenaya hassleriana, 960 nucleotides. Its product is annotated as nuclear transcription factor Y subunit B-6. Gene Ontology annotation, biological process: regulation of transcription by RNA polymerase II. The transcript has 2 exons. The coding region runs from base 211 to 771 and encodes 186 amino acids. The record is from RefSeq and is a predicted model, not a curated record. Gene Ontology annotation, molecular function: protein heterodimerization activity; DNA-binding transcription activator activity, RNA polymerase II-specific; RNA polymerase II cis-regulatory region sequence-specific DNA binding. Gene Ontology annotation, cellular component: nucleus; CCAAT-binding factor complex. NCBI's taxonomy places the organism in Eukaryota, Viridiplantae, Streptophyta, Magnoliopsida, Brassicales, Cleomaceae.
AUCUCCUCGGUCACAUCGACUAUGGCUGCCACGUUAUGGAGUUUUUAAGGCAACUAUAUAGUGUGACACUUGCCCACUACCCCCUCUCUCUUCUUUUGCUUAAGCUUAUAACUUCCAAGCAUCUCUUCAUCACAACCAAAAAUCCUGAAUUCUAUUCCUUUCACGGGAAAAAUCAAGUGUCGGGGACGAGGACAGGAGGCAGACACAGAGAUGGAACGUGGGGGUUAUCAUGGCUUUCGCAAGCACUCUAACACCACCACCACUUGUGGUAGUGUAUAUAUGCCAGCAAAAUUCAUGGUCCAGGAGACGGGAGAAGAGUGCAGGGUGAGAGAGCAAGAUAGGUACAUGCCGAUAGCGAACGUGAUAAGGAUAAUGAGGAGGAUGUUACCAGUGCAGGCGAAAAUAUCGGAUGAAGCAAAGGAAACGAUACAGGAGUGUGUGUCGGAGUACAUAAGCUUCGUAACAGGGGAGGCGAAUGAGAGAUGCCAGAGAGAGCAGCGGAAGACCAUAACUGCAGAGGACGUGCUGUGGGCCAUGAGCAAGCUGGGUUUCGACGACUACAUCGAGCCCCUCACCUUGUACCUUCACCGCUACAGAGAGUUGGAGGGAGAACGAGCUGUCAGCGUGAGUGGGAGCUUGCUGGUAAAGAGGGCUGAUGAGUAUGGGCAUUUCCAUCCUAAUGCCCACAGCGGCUUUUUCUUUGUUCCUAAAAUGGAUGGCUCUUCAUCAACAACAACUGGGCCUCGAGUUGAUGGGCACCAAAAGUACUGAUGACAACAAUGUCUUCAUUUGUGCUCUGAGCAUUCAAAUUUCAAGUCAAGCUGCGGUUUCUUUUUCUUCUUCUUCUUCCCUUCUGCGUGUUGUCAAACAGUGAGGCAGUAAAGCAUGAGGCUUUUCACAGCAUGCAUUGAUAAACGUCUUUUGUUGCCUACUUCAAAACUAGUUUUCAUGUUUUUUAUA